UACGAUACAAGUAAAUUAUGUAUUUUUCUAUGGACUGCCGACUUUCCUGACAGAUACGAAUUUAUACCUAUGGAAUGUGAUUGCGAUAUCCGUGGAGGAAUUUGUCAAGGGAAAAACAAUAAUGAAUUCGUCAAAUUAGAAGAAUAUGGCACAUGGAGGAAAUCACUUGAUAGAUGCAAAGAAAAUGACUCUUACCUGUAUGGAAACAUUUCUACUAUAACAGAAGCCAAAGAAAUGAUUGAUAGAUCUACAUUCAAAGAGAAAACCAGCCUCUGGCUUUGGAUUGGUGUAGCAAGACAAAUUUAUCUAUCAUCCGACACAGGAAUAUCUAUCGACACCAAGUCGGUAAUUCAAUGUAAGAAGUGUCACGGGUCACAUUGUCAUUUGACGUCUAACUGUGACAAUCAGAAGGAAAAACUAUUGGCAGUAUGUAGCAGUAAUCAAAGUGAACCAAAACCCACCAAAAAAGAUACCAAGAAUUACACCAUAGUAAUUAUCCUUCCUCUAAUCGGAUGUUUUAUUGUCAUAAGCUUGGUGACGUUAGCAGUAUGCUACAUCAGGCGAAGAAAAGGGAUGAUAGCAGGGAAAGACAGCGCCAGUACCAGUAAUGCGUCACAAUAUACACGUAGUCCUAAAAGCGUUCACAGUCUAAAGGCAAUUAUCACCAGCAAACUUAGCUUUUGGAAUGACACAUCGAACUGUCAAGAUAAUUUCUCAGAUGUGUCGUCUGUUGUAACAGUCGUAAAUUUGUUCAAAAAUAGAUCUUAUUGAAAGGGAAUGUGAAUAAUCGUUACUAUGAUUCGUUUAUAACAUUUACCGAUGAUUGCAUGCUUAUGGAUAGACUUUUCAAAUUGUAUUCUUGUUGUAGAUUGAUAAUAUCAAUCACAUUCGGUCAAAUA
Molecule: messenger RNA, 899 nt
Organism: Mytilus trossulus (common blue mussel)
Lineage: Eukaryota; Metazoa; Mollusca; Bivalvia; Mytilida; Mytilidae
Exons: 5
Coding region: 70-771 (233 amino acids)
Source: RefSeq, a predicted model, not a curated record